Molecule: messenger RNA, 1208 nt
Organism: Spirodela intermedia
Lineage: Eukaryota; Viridiplantae; Streptophyta; Magnoliopsida; Alismatales; Araceae
Source: the annotation of a GenBank genome assembly
AUGUCUUCCCUCCUCUGCAUCCUUCUCCUUUGUGUGGGGAUGGUGGCUGUGCAGGCCUCGCCUAUGCCAGACGUCGCCUUCUUCAGGGAGUUCCCGCCAUCCAGAAGCAGUGCUCACGGCCCGGAAAUCAGAUACCCUCUCCGGAUCAAUACUAGAUCCCCUUUAUGUCGUGCAGUUGCUCCGAAACUCUAUUGUCCCGAUAAUGACACCGCUGUCCAGGAUUUAUCAGUGGGAAAUUUCGAAGUGACGGGAGUCGACUACACUUCUCUAGAGCUAACAAUCAACGUCGAACACCUCUGGAAGAAACAACCGCCGGGGGCGUGGAAGACAGACCCCUCCUCGCAACAACACACGGAAAGAGGCAGAGAGCAAAAAAACAGCUCCCAAACGUUCUCUGUUAAUCAUCCUCCUUACUUCCCUCAAUGUCACCGCCAAUGGGGCGAUGAAGCAGCAGGUGUCAGCCCUCGCAGGAUUUAGUUUGGUGUGCCUGCUGAGGCCGCCUAGCAAGUUCUUCAGAGGUCGGGCAGGGGCAGAUGGUGACCGUCCCACUAUAGCUUAUGCAUUACAUCUUUCGAUUUCACUGACACUGCUGGGAGAUUCCCGUAGAUCAAAAUAUCUUGCUUCGGCUCAAAAAAGGGCUUACUGCUUGACUCUUACCGUAUAGCUCAAAUCACGUGCUUCAAAACCCGCUUGCAUUAUCAUUAUUUCACAUCAAAGUUUUUAAAAUAAGUAGACAGUUAGCGGCUUUUAUGCGAUUUAAUAUCUGGCCUUUUAAACUUCUAAGUACUUCCUUAUAUUCAAUCUCCAUUGUUGAAAACCUUCUCCUAUUUUCUAGGUGACGACCCUGCCGCAAGUGCUGCAUCUGCACGGCGGAAGCCUCGCGUGCAACGAUGCCACCUGCAAGAAGCAGAACGGGAGAAAACAGGAGAAAAACAUGAGAUAGGUACAUAGAUUGAGAGAUCGAUGUAGGGAGUAAGCGAGCGGGAGAGAGAGAGAGAGAGAGAGAGAGCGGAGGGAGAGCAGUAGUAACCUGCUUCUGAAGCGCGAAGAUGGUGGAUAUGCAGCCGUAGACGGGGUCUGACAGACAGGAUUGCGCCUCAUAGCAGAUUGUGGCUACGGCCUCUCCACGGCGUGCCCAGCCGGUUGCCCAGCGGGGCGUCCUCGGGUACCUGAUAUUCGUUCCCCGUAACGUGUGCCCUAAGAGAUAG